Messenger RNA from Lathyrus oleraceus (garden pea), 3712 nucleotides. RefSeq names its product PWWP domain-containing protein 1. NCBI's taxonomy places the organism in Eukaryota, Viridiplantae, Streptophyta, Magnoliopsida, Fabales, Fabaceae. The coding region runs from base 249 to 3563 and encodes 1104 amino acids. The record is from RefSeq and is a predicted model, not a curated record. The transcript has 5 exons.
CAUCUCUAAUAAUAAUCUUUGCAAAAAAAAAUAAAUAGAAAAAUGGCGAGGAAGUAGGAAUCCCAAAUUCAAAAGCAUUUAUCCGCUAUCACUCAUUCUCUCCGAGCAUGCCUUUUAACUUCUAAUUCAACUUUUAGAUUCACAAGCUCACUCGUUCUGCUCUCACAGGGAGAAGAUUUUCCAUCUCACACACAUAUGAUACCAAACCGCCGCUAGUUGGUUCGAAUCUCCAUAACCGUCAAGCUAUCAUGUCGUCGUCGGAGCUUGGUUCGCCUUGCGACGAACGCAUUUUCAUGUUGCCAGCGCUCAAUUCGACGAAAAAGUCUAGGGUUAGGGUUUUUUCCGAGGACGAUGCGAGAAUUGCAACCGCAACUUCCGCCGUUGAUCGGUUCGACCUAAUCAACAACCACGCUGAAUCUCACGUGUCAGGUUUUGAGAGAGAUAGUGGAAUGGCGAGGAAUCUAGGACACAAUUUCGAAGUUGGGGAUUUGGUUUGGGGGAAGGUGAAAUCGUACCCGUGGUGGCCUGGAUUCAUAUACAAUGAGACUUUUGCAUCUUCUUCAGCGCGACUUUCAAAGAAGGAGGGGUUUGUGUUGGUGGCUUUCUUUGGUGAUAGUAGUUACCGUUGGUUUGAUCCAACUCAACUUAUCCCCUUUGAUGCGAAUUUUGCUGAGAAAUCAAAGCAAUUAAACUCAAAAUCUUUCUCCAAUGCAGUGGAUGAUGCAGUUGAUGAAGCAAGUAGGAGAAGUGCUCUUGGCCUAAUGUGUAGAUGUAGGAACCCUGAUAAUUUUGCUCCAACCAGUGUUGAAGGGUACUUUUCUGUUCAAGUGCCAGAUUAUGACUCUGGAAUCUAUUCUGAAGCUCAAAUAUGGAAGGCAAAAAAUGAUUUUAGACCUUCCGAAACACUUGCUUUCAUCAAGCUAUUGGCUGUUGCUCCACAUGGUGGCGAUGACAGAAGUUGUAACUUUGCUAAGAGUAAGGCCAUUGUUUUUGCUUUUCGACGAGCAGUGUUUGGGCUGCAUGAUGAGACUCAUGCUGAGGCUGUUGGAACGCAGCCAUUGUGUCAUUCUAAUCCUCAGGCCAGUCCCCUUGUUCAACCUGUAAUGCAUUUCAAAUCUCAAAAAAGGAAGGAAAAAAAUGGUUUUGGACCCCUUGAAAUACUUGCUUUCAUGAAGCAAUUGGCUAUUGCUCGACAUUGCGUCGAUCGCAAAAGCUGUAACUUUGUUAAGAAUAAGGCUGCUGUGCUUGCUCUUCGACAAUCAGUGUUUAAAAUGCAUAGAGAGACUAAUGUUGAGGCUGUUGGAGGGCAACCAUUGCACCCUUCUAACCCUAAGGCUAAUCCUCUUGUUCAACAUCUUAAUCAUCCUGCUAGUGGGUACUUUUACGUUCACGUGCCAGACUAUGACCCUGGAAUCUAUUCCAAAGCUCAGACCAUGAAGGAAAAAAAUGGUUUUGGACCUGCCGAAACAGUUGCUUUCAUCAAGCAGUUGGCCGUUGCUCCAUAUGGCGGUGGUCUUCAAAGCUAUAGCUUCUCCAAGAACAAGGCUGCUGUGUUUGCUCUUCGACAGGCAGUGUUUAAGUUGGACGAUGGGACUUAUGUCAAAGCUUUUGAAAAUCAGUUACUGUCAUCUUCUAGCCCCCAGGCUAAUCAGCUUAUUCAGCCUCAGUGUUAUUCUGCUAGCGGCGUUUCUUUGAAUCGUCCAGUGGUGGAGACAGAAACUUUGGGUGCUGAGAACAGUUCAAAAUCUGUUAAGGCUGAGAACAAUGUCAUGAAGCAUAAGUAUAUUCCUAAUCCUCAAGAUGAAGAUGCAGGUUCUGCAGGUUCAGCUAUAAAAUCUAAAGUAGCUUUUGAAGAUAAGGUUCAACCAAAUGACAGUGGUUUUGUAUCAGAAGAAAUUACUUUCGAUUCUACACAUAAUCUUCGCGAGAAGGGAAAAGAAUUUUCAAAAGAAAAAACCAAAAGAUUUGAACCUAUUGCUGUUGCUAAUAAAAGGCUUGUGGUUAUGGCACUGCCAAGCUUAAUUGAUGAGACAUCUCGUCGAAUUCAUCUUGAAAGCAAAACUUGUUUUGAUGUUAAACAUGAUGGAAAUACAGUACUAUCACGACCUCGUGAUGAACUUCUGAUUUCAACGGAUGAAGUUAGUGUUGAUGGCGUGCCGAAGAAGAUAAAUGUUCAAAAGCGAUGUGCAGAUGAUUUGAAUUCUGAGACUUCUGCUGUUAUAAAAAAAAGAAAGAGUUCAAAUUUACAAUCUACCUUAGACCAUGUGGAGAAGCCUUCAACUUCUGAAACAUCUGUACAUCCUUCAAGCAAGGUGGAUCUUUCGGCCAGUAAGCAGCCACGCGUGUGUAGUAAGCUUCUUCAUGAAUUGAAAGCGAUUGCUUUAGAUCAUUUUCAUGGUAUUAAUGGAAGAACGCCUUCAUUUGUUAUCAAGUUCUUUUUGCGGUUCAGAUCUCAUACUUACCAGAAAAGCUUGGCUUUGUCGUCACCACCAACAAAGAAUGCAGUUCCUGAAGUUCAUGCUACCAAUGAUCAUGCUAGUGCUUCACUGGUUGUUAAGCCUGUAGAACAAAUCAUUCAGCCUGAUGAUUCAAACAAAGUUGCACGAAAAAGGGCUCUCGCUGACCCCCGAGAAGAAAUUAACGCGAAGAGAUUGAAGAAUAUCAAGGAGUUAAAGGCACCGGAUGCAGAGAAGAAGGCAGCCACCAAUGUUCCACCUGAGAUUGUUAAACCAAACUCGACCAGGGAAGUUAAGCAGCUAACUGAGCGGUUUGAACCGACAGAGCUGGCCAUCUAUUUUCCUCCCAUGGCACCUCUUCCAUCUAUUGCGGAGUUGAAGGCAAGGUUUGGUCGUUUUGGGCGUAUACACAAAUCAAGUCUCCGUGUCUUUUCGAAUUUGUCUGCUUGUCGAGUUGUUUUCAUGCAUAAGGACGACGCAGAAGCAGCAUAUACAUUUUCUGUAGCAAAUCAAUCCUUAUUUGGCGUUGCUGGUGUGAGGUAUUUCCUCAGGGCAUUGGAACGUUCUUCGCAUAAUAUCUCUGAAGUUGCUAAGGCUAGUGAAGACAUUGAUCAUGCCACAAAGCACAUUAAGGAUCCUGCACCACAACCUCUUUCACAGCCAAUAAACCAGCUCAAAUCCAUCCUGAAGAAAUCUACCGGUAAUAAGUUAGAGCGGGAAACUGGUAAACGACACAGUGGUAAAGGGACACAACGUGUAAAAUUCAUGUUAGCUGGCGGAAAAAGUAGUAGGGGAGAGCCAUUAGUUGAUGGUUGUUCACAUUCUCGUGUUGCUAUGGAUUCUAACACUAAGAACGUUCAAAAGGUCAAUUCUCAACCAUCUUUGCCUAUUCUUCCAUUUCCUUCUCAGUUUGUUAAAAGUACACCACAUGAUCUGCAUAAUUUCGACAUGGCAUCGAGAAAUACUACCAACUUUAUAAACACGGAUGUGUCUACUACCAGAACUGCCAUUAACAUAUCAAAGAAGAUGAUAUGCCUUUUGACAAGGUGCCAUGAUCUUGUGACUAAUUUGACGGAUUUAGGCCAUGGGCCAUACCGUCCACUUUGACGGAAUGUGGCGGACUUGGUUGACUGCGAAGAAGUUUGGAUUUGUGAUAUGUAAAUAUACUCUAUGUAUUGAAAAUGAGAUCUUAUUACUUACUACUCAUUCUCAUGUUCUUUUUCAUGGAAAUAGAUUCAAAACAUCAAUAUGAACUA